This is a messenger RNA of Prunus armeniaca (apricot), 1140 nucleotides long. The record is from the annotation of a GenBank genome assembly. NCBI's taxonomy places the organism in Eukaryota, Viridiplantae, Streptophyta, Magnoliopsida, Rosales, Rosaceae.
AUGUUCAGGGCUGCCGAUCGUGGCCACUUUGUCAGCUGGGUACCGACUUCGCAGAAGUCGUGGAGGAAUCGGCGGGUGCUUCUCUCGGGCGACUGGGAGUCGCCUUCGGGACAGCCUGUCCGAUUUCGUAUUCCCACAACCUUCCAAAUAGCUUGUAAGUUGAAGCAGCCGAUCGCAACGCAGGCCGAGAUCCAGCAAGUGGAGAGAGUGAGGAGGAAAGUCCAUGCCGAGGAGAGGGUGUAUCCGCAGUUCCUCUUCACCACCAAUCUGAUUCGUGCCCAGCUGGUCGAUCCUGCCGAGAUGACGGAGGAGAGGAGAGCUGCCGAGGCUAAGAGGAUGAACGAGUCCUCCAAGCGCCGUCUCAUGAUGGGCUUCCAGGGGAAGAAGAAGAAAAACCAGCCGCAGGGCUCGGCAUCGGUAGACCCGGAGGACCAGACUCUGGCUAGCCGUCUCCGUCAACUCAACGCCGAUUCGGCGCCGGCCGGGGCGGCAGCGGUCGGCCCUUCUCCUCGCCGAGGCGCCACUACCGAAGGGACUUCCUCUCGAGCUGCCGGCAAAUGGCCUUUUACCGUCGACCUAGAUGUCGAACCGGCCCCAAAACGCAGACGGCAGGCCGAGCCGACUCGGGCCGUCUUCGCUGCUGACAACGACGAGGAGCCUGCCGAUCCCGUCACCCUGGCCUGUCCGCCGAAGAUGGUUCAGUUUGCGAACCAUAUGAUCCUUGGUUCACAAAUGGAGCUGAACGAGAUCGAGGAGCUGCCGAAGAAGCUCCUUCGAGAGGAGGCGGGUCGCGCCUUCCGUCUUCAAGCAUCGGCUUCGAUGGACAUGUGGCUUUGCAUGAAGCGGGCCAUCAACGCUGCUGAGAAGGCGAAGAAGGCCUAUGAAGACGGCAGGGCCAGGGUUGCCGAGGCUGGCAAGGCUAUCCAGGACCAUGCGAACCUGGCGAAGGAUUUGCAGGCUGCCGAACGGCAGGUCAGGGUAUAUGAGUCCAAGUUCGCGGAUCUGUCGUCAACCCUGGAGUCGGCACAGCUAUCGGCAAAAGAGGCUCUGGAGGCGAAGGAAGCCGUUGAGGUGGCUCUGGAGGAGUCGGAGCGGGCCAAAGCGUCGGAGAUUGAGGCUGCUGUCCAGGAGGCCAUUUAG